UUGGUACGUUCGGGGUCCUCCCUGCGGCGCAGCUGCUCCGUGGACGUUGCUGGAAGCCGAAGGCAGCAGCGGAGGCUGCGGCGGAGGCUCGGAGCCUGCAACCCCCCCCCCGAAAGCAUCCCUAAGGGAGGGCUCCGAGGGGCCCUGGGCAGGAGGUCGGUGCCCAGCUACGGCCCCGUCCCUGCCGCUGCCAGGAGCCGGCAGCAGCCUUCCGAGGAGCAAUGACCCAGGGGAAGCUCUCUGUGAGCAGCAAAGCUGCCAGCUCCGAGGGGCAGGGGCACAGGAAGGAGGAUGCCAACGUCCCUCCAGCUCCUCCCUCCUACGAGGAGGCCACGGCAGGAGGAGGAGGAGGAGGAGGAGGGGGAGGGAUGAAGUCUGCUGCUUACUCCCCCCCCCCAUCGGUCCCACUUCACCCCAGCUGGGCUUACGUCGACCCCAGCUCCAGCCCCGGCGGCGGCGGCGCAGGGGGCGCGGAGGAGAUGCUGACGACCUUCGGCUGGGACGACAGCAACCUGCGCAGGGUCUUCAUCAGGAAGGUUUAUGCCAUCCUGGGGGUCCAGCUCCUGCUCACCGCCGGCAUUGUGGCGUUCUUCACCUUCUGUGAGCCAGUCAAGGGCUACAUCCAGAGCCACUCUGCCUGGUACUGGGCAUCCUAUGCUGUCUUCUUCGUGACCUACUUGAUCCUUGCCUGCUGCUCUGGAGCCAGGAGAUACUUCCCAUGGAACAUGAUCCUGCUGAGCAUCUUCACGCUCUCCAUGGCUUACCUCACCGGGAUGCUCGCCAGCUACUACAACACCAGGUCUGUGCUGCUGUGCCUGGGGAUCACAGCCUUGGUCUGCCUCUCUGUCACCAUCUUCAGCUUCCACAGCAAGUUUGACUUCACCUCCUGCCAGGGGUUGCUCUUUGUGCUGCUGCUGCUGCUCUUCUUCGGGGGCAUCCUCCUGGCUGUGCUCCUGCCCUUCCACUAUGUCCCCUGGCUCCAUGCCAUCUAUGCCCUGCUGGGUGCCAUCAUCUUCACCAUGUUCCUGGCCCUGGACACUCAGAUGCUGCUGGGCAGCAGCCGCUGCGCCCUGAGCCCCGAGGAGUACAUCUUUGGAGCCCUCAACAUCUACCUGGACAUCAUCUACAUCUUCUCCUUCCUCCUCCAGCUCUUUGGCUCCAGCCAGGAGUGAGGCAGGGCAGCAGCUGGGGCUGGGCUGGGGGGAGGCUGCUCUCUGGCUGCCAGUGGAGAGGGAUGGGAGGAAGAUGAAGGAAGAGAAGAGGAGGAAAGAAGAAGAGGAAGAAAAUGAAGAAGGAAAGGAGGAGG
Molecule: messenger RNA, 1306 nt
Organism: Pogoniulus pusillus (Red-fronted tinkerbird)
Lineage: Eukaryota; Metazoa; Chordata; Aves; Piciformes; Lybiidae
Gene: FAIM2
Product: Fas apoptotic inhibitory molecule 2
Exons: 12
Coding region: 222-1172 (316 amino acids)
Biological process (GO): negative regulation of apoptotic signaling pathway
Cellular component (GO): endoplasmic reticulum; Golgi apparatus
Source: RefSeq, a predicted model, not a curated record